AUGUUAAGGGGAAUCGGGAGUCCGGGGGUGGAGCACCCUGGCGCUGCCAUCGCCGGGCGAGCCAGCCCGCGGGACAGCGGGGGAGCCUGGAUGGUGUACGUGCUGGUUGGUUUGGUCAGCCUCCCUCUGCUGGUCACCGUGCUGUGGCUGCUGCGCCAGUUGUGGCGCAUGCUGGCCUCCUGCGCCGGCCGGGGCUGCCCCGCCACAGCGCGCUGCGCCAGUCGGCCCGACCACGGCCUGGAGGAGGUCGUGAUCAUACCCGCCGACCACCAGUUGCACUGCUCAGUUCCUCAGGGCGUGCCGUCUUCUAGCAGUGCCCUGCUGCGUGAUGGGCCACUAGCAUCUUCCCAAGAACAACACCAGUUUUCACCUGCUUCUCUGAUGGAAGAGAUUUUGCUUGCGUCGACUCGUGAACAGAUGCAGAGUGCAUCAAAACCUGGUGACGCACAACUGGUGACCUGCCACCACCAAACGCUCUUGUAUUCAACGGCUAAUCAAGCGGAAUGCGUUAAGGGGUUAUUCGUUGAUGACCAGUCUCCUAGCCGUCACACAGAAGAGACGGAACUAGAGGCCACAUGCGACCAGGAUCAAGCGGUGCUUUCACCUCCGAUGCAGGAUUUGGAAGCGUUUUCCAUCCCUGAUGCCUUCGCUCUUGCCGAUGCCGACAGUGACAACCCACAGUAUCCCCAGGAGUCAGGGCUGCAUGAGUCACCAUCAUCGCCAAGGGAAGAGGCCUUUGAAAAUUAUCCUUCUGAGCAGCUGCAAGAUUCACCAUCCUCUUUGAAGGAAGAGGUCUACGAGACUUAUCCUCCUGAACAGCUGCAAGCAUCAACAUCAUCUUCAGGAGAAAGGGCUGUUGAUGCUUAUUCUUCUGAGCAACUGCAAGACUCACCAUUAUCUUUGAGGGAAGAUGUCUAUGAGACAUAUCCUCCCGAGCUGCAUGAAGCACCAUUAUCCCCAUGGGAAGAGACUUUUGACACUUUUCCUCCCGAGCAGCAACAAGAUUCUCGAUCACCUUUGAGGGAAGAGGUCUACGAGACUUAUCCUCUUGAACAGCUGCAAGCAUCAACAUCAUCUUCAAGGGAAAGGGCUGUUGAUACUUAUCCUCCCGAGCUGCUGCAAGACUCACCAUCAUCUUUGAGGGAAGAGGUCUAUGAAACAUAUCCUCCCGAGCUGCAUGAGGCACCAUUAUCUCCAUGGGAAGAGAUUUUUGACACUUAUCCUCCCAAGCAGCUGCAAGAUUCGCUAUCACCUUUGAGGGAAGAGGUCUACGAGACUUAUUCUUUUGAACAGCUGCAAGCCUCAACAUCAUCUUCAAGAGAAAUGGAUGUUGAUGCUUAUCCUCCCGAGCAGCUGCAAGAUUCACUAUCAUAUUCGAAGGAAGAGGUCUAUGAGACAUAUCCUUCCAAGCUGCAUAAAUCACCAUUAUCUCCAUGGGAAGAGACUUUUGAUGCUUAUCCUCCCGAGCAGACGCAAGAGUUUCCGUUCCCUAUAAAGGAAGAGGUCUAUGAAACACAUCCUCCAGAGCAGCUGCAUGAGUCACCACGAUCUCUGCAGAAAGAGGCCUUUGAGAAGUAUCACCACACAUAA
Messenger RNA from Bacillus rossius redtenbacheri, 1590 nucleotides. Its product is annotated as histone-lysine N-methyltransferase 2D-like. The transcript has 4 exons. The coding region runs from base 1 to 1590 and encodes 529 amino acids. The record is from RefSeq and is a predicted model, not a curated record. NCBI's taxonomy places the organism in Eukaryota, Metazoa, Arthropoda, Insecta, Phasmatodea, Bacillidae.